AUGCCGACAUCAUUAUCAUCAUCAUUAUCGUCAUCAUCAUCAUCAUCAUCAUCAUCAUCGUUAUCACUAUCAUCAUCAUCAUCACCAUGGUGGACAUCUCAAACAGCUGCCAAUAAACAAACUGAAACUGUUACAAAUGAAGUGCUCCCCACUGAAUCAAUCAGCAAUACCCAAUCUUCAGAAAUUUGUAAUGAAAAUGAAGAAUUCUCUCAUUGUCCGGAAUUCACUCGUCAAUGUGAAGCAUCUUGUGAUUGGACAAAAUUUCCGGAAACAAUUCCGAAUUGUCCACGUAGUUGUGGUACACCAAAAUGCGUCUGUAAAGAAGGCUUUGUCCGAUCAGCAAAUGAUAAUAAUACCUGUGUACCAUUUCAUUUUUGUUCAGAAGAGGCUGAAAUAGAAUGUCCAAUUAAUUCAACUUGGGCAAAAUGUGGUAUUGCUUGUGAGCCAACAUGUGAAAAUAUGUAUGAUACAUCACCAUGUCCAGCACAUUGUGAUGAACCAGCCUGUACAUGUGCUGAUAAUUAUGUUCGACACAAUGGAAAUUGCAUUUUUUGGGGUGAUUGCCCAAAUCUUGAGCAACGUUUUGCAUCCAAUUUUCCCAUUUCAACAUCAAUGAAAACAGCUUCAGGAGAAGGAUCAAUUAUUGGUCAAGUGGAUUUUAAUCCAGGAAAUAUUGGCAAUCAAUCAGAAAUAACAACCGUUGCAGCAAUUGGAACAACCAUUGGUACUAAGACAAUAUCUGGUAGUUUAACUUGUAGCAUCAAUGAAACAAUUAAUGAAUGUGGUCGAGCAUGUGAAACAAGUUGUAAUAAUGUAUAUUCUCGAGAAAAAUGCACGCGAUGCUAUCGACCUGCAUGUGCAUGCAUUCAUGGUUAUGCACGAAUUGAUGAUCGAUGUAUUUAUUGGUCUGAUUGUCCACGUGAAAGUAAAAAUUUUAUCGUCGUUUAUCACAUACUCGACAAUAUAAUCCUUCAUCAUCGUUGCGAUCAACAAAAAAAAACAUCAGUGACAAAUGGUGUAGAAUAUGUAAAUGGAACAGAAUCGAUCAAUUCAUCUAUUAAGCAAUCAAAUAAACACGACAAUGAAAUACAUGAAUUGAAUUCGGCUGAUGUUGAAGCAAUUGUAGAUGAUGCAAAUAUCGAAUUACAGAAUAUAUCCAAUACUAGAAUUACUCCUUUAUUGGAAUCCGGAGUUGCUGGUGAUGUUUGUUAUGGUGAUUGGCGUUGGCCACCUGGAUGUCGUGAUUGUGAUUAUCGCAUUUCAUGGAAUUAUUUAGAUGAUACUGAUGAGAUUGAAUUUUCAAUUGAGACACAUGCACCAUCAAAUUGGUGGACAGGUGUUGGUUUCUCACCUACCGGUACAAUGGUUGAAGCUGAUAUUAUUAUUGUAAAAAGUCGAAAUGGUGAAUUAUCCUUGCAUGAUAUGUAUAGUACUGAAUAUGGUAUACCACGUGAAGAUAGUAAACAGGAUGUUUAUACACCAACAGUAAUCGGAACACAUGUUAAUGGUGUAUUACGGGUACAAUUUACUCGAAAACGUGAUACUGGUGAUCGAAAAGCUGAUCAUCAUUUUUCGGAAUCUAAUUGUUACAAAUUUUUAUUCCCAGUUUCUGGUGGACGAUUAGAACCGAAUGGCCAAUUAUCAAAGCAUAUUAGUAUACCGCAUGUAUCAGAGAAUAAAAUUUGCAUUCAAAGUUGUACUGCUCCACAAACUCUUCAGGCUACAAGUUCAUGUGAAACCGAAUAUCGUUAUCCGGCUGGUUGUAGUGGUACAACAUGUGAUUACAUUGCUAAAUGGGAAUAUAGUGCAGCUAGGAAAGAUGUAAAAUUUGAAAUUACAUCAAAAGAAUUAGGUCGUUGGACCGGAAUUGGCUUUUCACGUGAUGGUCAAAUGGCAAACUCUGAUAUGUAUACCGGUUGGGUGUUUGAUGGUAAAGCAUAUGUUACGGAUCGAUUUGCAUACGGUCGUCAACUUCCGGCAAUUGAUCCAGCUGAUCGUCAAGAUAUUUAUGAAAUUACUGGUAAAGCAGAGGAUGAUAUUCAGACAAUAACAUUUCGUCGAAAGGUAUUACCAGCUGAUACAAUUACUGAUUUUCCACUUAAUGUAUGCUAUUAUUUCCUAUUCCCAGUUGGUGGUGGACGAGUUUUAGCACGAAAAAGUGAAGAUUUCCAAAAUGCUAAAACACCAAUCGGUUAUCAUGAUCUUUAUCAGCCUAAAGUUUCACGUACAAAAAUUUGCAUUUGUGAUCAGAAUGGGAUAUCAAUUGCUUCUGAUAAUGCACCAUCGGGAAUUCGAAAUCGUCGUCGAAUAAGUCAACCAAAUGUGACAUCCCGUCAAAAGCGGCAAUUGCAAGAUCCAUUCGAAGUUCAAAUUGAUCCUUUUGCAGGAAUCGAUAAAGGCAUGCAUUAUUCAUAUAAACCGGGAAUCAGAAUCACAAAUACAUUAAACUUACCGGAACGAGAUUUCCCAAUUGAAGAGAAGAUUUCAAAAUUGGAAGGUGAAAAAUCACCAAACCAUUUGUCAUUAGAAAUCAAGCAAUCUACCACUAUGGCUGAUAUUACUUUUACAACGACAAGUUCGAUCGAUCAUUCGAUAAUUGACGAAAUGAAUGCAUCAAUUCAAUCAGAAAUUAUAGAAUCGGAACCAAAACGAUCAGCUAUUUUUUCUAUCAAUACAACUACUCUUGUAGAUGUAUCUAAACCGGAAUCCGAAUUAUCCGUAACAAAAGAACCGAAAUCAAUAUCAAAGUCAGCUUCACAGCAAUUAAAAGAAGAUGGAAAUGAAAAAAUGGAACAUCCAAUGGAUUGUCUUGAUAUGGUGAUAGGAGUGAUAAUUGAUGAUAUCUCACAAGUACGCGAUUACUAUUCUUUCCCACAAAUUACACCACAACCGGAUGAAUUUUUUGGUGGACAAGAUUCAUUAACUUCAGCAACUGCUUAUCAACAAGAUGGCAUUACUACGGUCAUUUUUCGGAAACCUUUAGCAGCAUCUGAUCAAGCUGAUCGAACAAUAUCAUCAGAUGAGACUAUAGUGAUUUGGGCAAAAGGUGUAAAAUUAGCGCCAAUAUCUGAUGAAUCUAUUUCUCAGAAUGCUUUGGCGAAAACAACAACUCCAUUUCUGGAUGAUGAAAAUAGUCAAGGACAAUUAAUUAUCAAUUUCUUUGAUGAUAUGCAAGAUGAAUCAAAGAAAUUACAAAAAUUUGAUCAUAAAAAUGAAUGUUUUGGUAAUUAUGCAUAUCCAGCUAAUUGUACAAAUGAAAAAUGUAUUUAUACGGUAACAUGGUGGAGUGAUGGGAAGAAAAUUUCAUUCUCAUUAACGGCAAUAAUUUCAACAUAUCAUUGGACUGGAAUAGGUUUUUCAAAUGAUGGAUCAAUGGCACAUUCUGAUUUAAUUACUGUCAAUGUAUAUGAUGAUGGAAUGAUCAAAGUUUUGGAUAUGUUUUCAUCAGGUUAUAGUCAACCUAAAAUAGAUGAUGAACAAGAUUUAUUUGAUAUUCGAACAUUAUAUGAUCAUGAUCGAGUGUAUGCUAAUUUUUCGCGUUAUUUAAUUUCAAAUGAUAAUAAUGAUCUUUCAAUUGAUCAAUGUGUUUAUUUCUUAUAUCCAAUUACUGGAGGCAUAUUAGAUAUGGAAACGAAUGAAAUAUAUAAACAUGAGGAAAAUCCAAUUUCAUCUGAAACAAAAAUUUGCCCAAUAUUAUGCGCUAAUAAUUUGAUAGCUAAAAAAAUACCACAAAAUGAACCACUUCAUAAAGCAUCUAUCUUACCGGACGAAUCGAUUGUUACUGAAAGUGCUACAUUUGAUACGGUAUUGCGCAUUUUAAAUCGUGAAUGGAAUCCAUUUUUUACCAAUCGAAAUACUCCGGAAUUUCAUCAAUUAGCUACUGAAGUAAUCAAUAUGGUUAAUGCAAUGGUGAAAAUGGAAUAUCCACGAAUGCGAGUAAUUGAAAUUAAAAAAUUCAAAAAAGGAAGUAUCUUAGCAUUUAUGACACUUUUCUCCGAAGAUGAUCCUUUACCAAGUGAAAAUGAAGUGAAGGAAUAUUUAAGGAAGCAAGUUCAAUUCCAACCACCGGAAGCAUUGCAUAUGGAAAUAGCAUCAGUGAUUGCAAGAAAAGCAGAAAAAGAUUCAUCAAACAAAUUGAGCAAAAUUCAAAAUUGGAUUGUCUUAAGUAUCGGUAUAUUGCUAUUUCUUAUUGCUACAUUUCUUGUUUGUUGUAUUGUUAGCCGUUCACGAAAGAUACGGUCGGAUAAUUGUAAUAAUUAUAAUGUACAUUAUCCAAUGAAUGGAUAUGGAUGCAAUACUAAUCUUGCUGUUUCACCGUUGAAUAGCAAAAAAGGUAGUUUUGAAAAUGCCGCAUAUCAUGCAACACAUAGCAGACAAUUUUCACAAGCAACAACAGCUUCUCAAAAUGGUACCAGUAAAGGAUCACCGAAUACCUUGGAAGAAAUCCCGAAAGGUGUUGGUGAAACAACUUAUCAAGAAUGGUUUUCUAAGGUUGCUUCAAAACCUGGUGCACAACAACAUGAAGAAUUAUCAUCACCUUCUGUUCGUCAUCCAAUUUCUCGGCGAUCUUUUACUGGACCAUCUUAUAUGUCACAUGCUCAGGAUGCUAAUAAUUUCUAUGGUGAAAUUAGAUUAGGACCACCGGGAUAUUAUCGACCUUAUUAA
Molecule: messenger RNA, 4665 nt
Organism: Loa loa (African eye worm)
Lineage: Eukaryota; Metazoa; Nematoda; Chromadorea; Rhabditida; Onchocercidae
Exons: 28
Coding region: 1-4665 (1554 amino acids)
Source: RefSeq, a predicted model, not a curated record